GACCUAGAGCACAGCCAGCUCUGCCCCUUUGUUCCCUCGAAGGACUAUCAAGACCCUCUUCCUUUAUCUUAAGACAUUUUGCAAGCGAUGGAGAGCAUGAAAGAACUUUCACUGUCUAUAAGCGCGGAAAGCUCUGGAGCAUUAACUGACUUCCAGUCGCUGGGAAACGGUUCAGACGGAUCUGUCCAUACAGAUUCUCUCUCGCCGGCCUCAAGCCCCUCAUCUGUGAAUCUCACCGCUCUUCCCAAUAGCAGAGAUGAGCUGCCCAAUGUGGCCUUAAACAUUGAAUGCAGAAUCUGUGGCGAUAAAGCGUCAGGCUAUCACUAUGGAGUCCACGCUUGCGAAGGUUGCAAGGGCUUUUUCAGGCGAACCAUCAGGCUAAAACUUAUUUACGACCGAUGUGAUCGCAACUGCAAAAUCCAGAAAAAGAACCGAAACAAGUGCCAGUACUGUCGUUUUCAGAAGUGCCUGUCCGUUGGGAUGUCUCAUAAUGCCAUUCGAUUUGGACGGAUGCCCAGAUCAGAAAAGGCAAAGCUGAAAGCUGAAAUCCGAACAGGUGAACUUUGUAUAGAAAAUUCCGAAGUCGCAGAUCUUAAGUCACUGGCCAAGAGAAUUUAUGACGCCUAUUUGAAAAACUUUAAUAUGACCAAGCUGAAAGCAAGGCUCAUACUUGUGGGGAAAGCCAAUAACAAUCCUCCGUUUGUCAUACACGACAUGGACACGUUGUGCAUGGCCGAGAAGACGCUGGUGGCAAAACUUGUAGCGAACGGGAUCCAAAACAAGGAGGCAGAGGUGAGGAUCUUCCACUGUUGCCAGUGCACCUCCGUGGAGGCGGUGACGGAACUCACGGAAUUUGCCAAAUCAAUUCCUGGCUUCUGCAGCCUCGACUUGAACGACCAGGUGACCCUCUUAAAAUACGGGGUGUACGAAGCCAUCUUUGCCAUGUUGGCCUCCGUGAUGAACAAAGACGGGAUGCUCGUCGCUUACGGGAACGGCUUCAUCACGCGGGAGUUCCUCAAAAGUUUAAGGAAGCCUUUUUGUGAUAUCAUGGAGCCAAAGUUUGACUUUGCUAUGAAAUUCAACGCCUUGGAAUUAGACGACAGCGACAUCUCCCUUUUCGUGGCUGCUAUAAUAUGUUGUGGAGAUCGGCCAGGCUUGGUCAACAUAGGACACAUUGAGAAGAUGCAGGAAAGCAUCGUGCACGUACUGAAACUUCACUUAGAGAACAACCAUCCGGAUGACAUUUUUCUCUUCCCCAAACUGCUCCAGAAAAUGGCAGAUCUCCGGCAGCUUGUCACGGAACACGCUCAGCUAGUUCAGAUAAUCAAAAAGACCGAAUCUGAUGCACACUUACAUCCUUUGCUACAAGAAAUAUACAAGGAUAUGUACUGAGGUGGUUUCGG
Messenger RNA from Protobothrops mucrosquamatus (brown spotted pit viper), 1403 nucleotides. RefSeq names its product peroxisome proliferator activated receptor alpha (gene PPARA). The record is from RefSeq and is a predicted model, not a curated record. Gene Ontology annotation, cellular component: nucleus. The transcript has 6 exons. Gene Ontology annotation, biological process: cell differentiation; regulation of lipid metabolic process; negative regulation of inflammatory response. Bases 88 to 1392 code for a protein of 434 amino acids. Gene Ontology annotation, molecular function: zinc ion binding; RNA polymerase II cis-regulatory region sequence-specific DNA binding; nuclear receptor activity. NCBI's taxonomy places the organism in Eukaryota, Metazoa, Chordata, Lepidosauria, Squamata, Viperidae.